CAUUGUAUUUCCACCAUAGAAGUGGGUCAAAAUCGAGUUUUUAAUGCACUAUGGUCUUAAAUCUGCUGCUGUAAAAACACCAACAGCAUUUGUUAUUGCUUUAGCCCUGCCUGAGUUGCCGAGUAGAAGCUGCUUGAAUGCAGUGGGAGCUGCGUUUGUUCGUCUUUCUCUUUGUUGAAGCCAUGUUAUCCAUUGUUGUAUCGCACUGCGUAGCCGAAGUGUUCCCAAACGGGAGAUCUUAACGAGGCAGGAGUGUCUUUCAGCUCUGGUUUUUACUCUUUGUAGUAGCCCGGUCGUUGUUAGCAUGCUGUGUGUUGUGCCUCAGUGUGCAUUGUUGACACAACGUGCGGUGCGCUACUUAAUAUGUCCGUGUGGAAACUUGUUCGAUACACCACCGAACCGAACCCAAACCCCCGUACCGAAACGGUUCAAUACAAAUACACGUACCGUUACACCCUUAAUACACACACAUCUGAAGAUUAUAAAAAAAUAAACAUAUUUGGUGGGCUAAACAAAAUGACUCGGCGAAACAAUGUUUGGUAUGAGUGAUAUGACCUCAAAUCUAUAUCCUAAUAACAAUAUAUGUCACGAUACAUCAUUUGGUAUAUGAUUGAUAAUAGAAGAAUUUCAAAACUGUUUACAAAGGCUCUUAAUUUGGCAGCUGACAUAUGCAGUAACAUAUUGUGUCUUUUCUAAUUGUAUUAUUUUGUCGAAACAAUUAUUAUUAAUGUACUUGUUUAUUUACUGUUAAUAUCUGGUUACUUUAUUUGAGAACAUAGUACUGGGAAUGAUGUAAUAAUAGGGACGGCGUGGCGCAGUGGGAGAGUGGCCGUGCGCAACUCGAGGGUCCCUGGUUCAAUCCCCACCUAGUACUAACCUCGUCACGUCCAUUGUGUCCUGAGCAAGACACUUCACCCUUGCUCCUGAUGGGUGCUGGUUAGCACCUUGCAUGGCAGCUCCCUCCAUCAGUGUGUGAAUGGGUAAAUGUGGAAGUAGUGUCAAAGAGUACCUUGAAAGUAGAAAAGCGCGAUACAAGUACAACCCAUUUAUAGAGGUUGUCGUCUGAAAACACACAUGUCGUCUGAAAACACACAUGAGCAGACACACUGGAGAAAAACCUUUUAUCCGUUCAAUAUGUGGUAAUGGUUUUACACAAAAUUGGAGUUUGAAAGUGCACAUGAGAAUACACAGUGGUAAAAAACAUUUUGUCUGUUCAACCUGUGUCAAAGGUUUUGUAGAAAGUCACAAUUUGAAAAUACACAUGAGAACACACACUGGUAAAAAACCUUUUUCCUGUUCAACCUGUGGUAAAGGUUUUACAGAAAGUCAAAAUUUGAAAAGACACAUGAGAACGGACACUGGUGAAAAACCUUUUACCUGCUCAACCUGUGGUAAAGGUUUUACAGAAAGUCAAAAUUUGAAAAGACACAUGAGAACACACACUGGUGAAAAACCUUUUUCUUGCUCAGAAUGUGGUAAAGAUUUUGUACAAAGUCCCCUUUUAAAAGCACACAUGAGAACACACACUGGUGAAAAACUUUUUGUCUGUUCAAUCUGUGGUAAAGGUUUUACAGAAAGUCGAUGGUUAAAAGUGCACAUGAGAACACACACUGGUGAAAAACCGUUUUCCUGUUCAGUCUGUGGUAAAGGUUUUACACAAAGUCAUCAUUUAAAACUGCACGACAGAACACACACUGGUGAAAAACCUUUUUCCUGUUCAAUCUGUGAUAAAGGUUUUACAGAAAACUGGUGUUUGAAAGUACACAAGACAACACACACUGGUGAAAAUUCACAUUCCUGUUCAAUCUGUAACAGAAGCUUUUGUCAACAAUCAACCCUUGUAAGACACAUGAGAAGACACCCAGGAGAGAAAGUGUUGAGUUGCAGUGUGUGUGGUGAAAGAUUGUCUUCUAAGUAGCAGUGUAAGAAACACAAGUGUGCUGGUGAGAACAGCAGCAGCAAAUGAAACUGCAGGAUUUGAAAUAAACUGUCCAGACUUUCAUUUUGACU
Nerophis ophidion (straightnose pipefish) is the source of this 2010-nucleotide messenger RNA. Its product is annotated as zinc finger protein 239-like. NCBI's taxonomy places the organism in Eukaryota, Metazoa, Chordata, Actinopteri, Syngnathiformes, Syngnathidae. The transcript has a single exon. Gene Ontology annotation, biological process: regulation of transcription by RNA polymerase II. Gene Ontology annotation, molecular function: RNA polymerase II cis-regulatory region sequence-specific DNA binding; DNA-binding transcription factor activity. Bases 1094 to 1918 code for a protein of 274 amino acids. The record is from RefSeq and is a predicted model, not a curated record.